Messenger RNA from Miscanthus lutarioriparius, 1350 nucleotides. NCBI's taxonomy places the organism in Eukaryota, Viridiplantae, Streptophyta, Magnoliopsida, Poales, Poaceae. The record is from the annotation of a GenBank genome assembly.
AUGAUGAACUUUGUCAUCUUUGGCGUCCUGCUCUUCGUCCUUGGCGGCGGCGGCCUCAGGCCAUCUCCGGCAGCUGCAGACGUAUUCUGCGACAACCUUAAACAGGUGGCCGCCACUCUCCCCCAAAACACCUCCUCCUCCCCCGUACAGUUCGCCACCUCCAUCGUCGGCCAAGCCCCCGACGUCGUUUACGCUCUCGCCUUCUGCCAAGGCGACUACAACGCCACCGCCUGCGGCGAAUGCGUCGCCCAGGCGUUCAAUAUAACCCCGCCGCCGGACCAGCACCAGCAGUGCUACAACGACGGCUUCUACUCCUACAAAGCGUGCCCGGUCUUCUGGUCCCGCGACAACGUCGUCGACCCCUCCAACGCCACAGGACAAACUUAUUACGACGCUCCUUUUGUGAGAUGGAACAUCAAGAACGUCACCGGAGACGCCGCCGACGUCCGCCUCAUCACGGGCCUCAUCCACGAGCUGGUGGUGGAUACCGUGGAAAGGGCGGCCAGCACGGCGCCCAGGCGGUUCGCCACGGGCGUCAUGGACAGUGGCACCACCUUCCCGACGGUGUACUCCAUGGCGCAGUGCACACCGGACCUGUCUGCCGGCGACUGCCUGGCGUGUCUCCGGCGCCUCGUCGACAUGGUCAACUCCACCAUGGCCCUGAGGAUGGGAGCGCAGAUCCACGUGAUACGCUGUUAUUUCAGGUACGAGGCCUAUUCGUUCUACGACAGCCAACCCAUGCUUCGUCUGGGACCGGUGCCGGCGCCAGCUCCAACUCCAACUCCAACUAUACUGGCGAAACACAAGAGCAAACUCUGGGUGAUUGCAGUUGUGCUAGUUCCUCUAGCAGCAGCAGCAGCAGUUCUCUGCUUCAUUUUCUACUCCCCUUGGUUCAGAAGGUACAGGAAAGGUAAAACGAUGAGGCCAAAAGCAGGAUCUCAAGAAUUGCAGGGAGAAGAACAAGUUUUGGACGGGAAGAAUUCAGAGUUCUCGGUGUUUGAGUUUGAACAGAUACUGGAGGCCACACAUAAUUUCUCAGAUGAAAACAAGCUUGGAGAAGGAGGCUUCGGCGCUGUCUACAAGGGCCAAUUUGCUGAGGGAUUGGAGAUAGCAGUCAAGAGACUUGCUUCACAUUCAGGGCAAGGUUUCACAGAGUUCAAAAAUGAAGUCCAGCUCAUAGCCAAACUCCAACACAGUAAUUUGGCAUGGCAAUUAUGGGACGAUGGAAGGUGGAUUGAUCUAGUUGAUGCAUUUUUGGUUCCCAAGAGCCACUCAGCAGAAAUGACUAAGUGCAUUAAAAUUGCAUUGCUAUGUGUACAAGAAAAUGCGACUGAUCGGGCGACCACCUAA